Penaeus vannamei (Pacific white shrimp) is the source of this 1303-nucleotide messenger RNA. Its product is annotated as serine-rich adhesin for platelets. NCBI's taxonomy places the organism in Eukaryota, Metazoa, Arthropoda, Malacostraca, Decapoda, Penaeidae. The record is from RefSeq and is a predicted model, not a curated record.
CCACCAUACAUCGCACAUCUCCAGCUCUUCUUUCCCGACGUCAUGUGGAGGGUCCUUCUUGUCGCGCUGCCGUUAGCCUUCAAUUCCUUUCAUGCUGACGCAAGCGAACAGGAGACAGUGAACACCGAAGAACAACGCUAUAAAUAUUUGUUGUAUCAAAUCCAUGGCAUGGUGCAAAGGCUUCUUCAUGAGAAGGAGAAGCACUUCAAUCAAAGCCUCGAGGCGCUGACGCAGCUGGUGGAAACAGCAUGCAGGUCUCAACAGGGCAAGCAAACAACUGGGUCAAUGAACUUGGUAAAUACUGAACGUGCAAUAGAGGAGAUGGCGAACGUUUUCUUCGCAAGGGUAUCAGCUACCAGUAUGAACAUUUUCGACGACAUACAGGCAAAAUUAACUGUCAUGGCCACUGAUAUUAUGGGAGAGAUAACGACGCAGUUGCUAGGCAAAGCGAGUGUGCAAGAUUUGGCGGAGCUUCAGAGCCAGGUGUCGACUCUUCCGACCUCCGAGGGCCUGAGUGACUUGCAGAAGGACCUGCUCCCCGUCGCCUCCUCCGCAACAGAAGGCCUCAAGCAGGCGGUAUCCACACUAGCCUCCGAGGUGGACACAAGCAUGGAAAACGUUGCCACUAGUGAUCAGAUCGCGGAAAUCCAGGAAGAAAUUGACAGUGUUACACUUUGCAACCAAAGGAAUGACUUUGACCAAGUGCUGACAUUGCUGUCGACGGCCGAGGAAGACCUUGGCGAUCUGGCAGAGACAUUACAAUCAUCUGUGGCAGAGCAGAAGGCCGCGUGUCAGGGCGAGGCAGAGCGCCAGGAGAGCACGGCCGCCCAGCAGCAGCUGCUGGAGAGCCUGCGGGCCGCGGUGGACGGCAACGCCAACGGCAUCCGCGGCGUCGCCUCCGCCGUGCGGGUCCUGGGGGACGAGGUCGCGGAGCGUCUCGGGGCCCUCGAGGAGAUGGCCGAGAAAAUCAGCAACAACACGCUGCUUCCUCCGCCCACAACCACCACCACGACCACAACCCCGCGACCUUCGACAACAACAGCAGCGGUUCCUGUGUUCCCUUGCCUCGACAGCAGCUCGCCAGCGCGGGUCUGGGCGUGGACGUCUGCCAGGCAGCUGUCCGCCUCGGGAAGUGUGAGCAGCUGUCCGUGGCGGUUCACUGCUGCCGCUCCUGCUCCGCCGCCGGGAGGAUUCCUGUCAUGGGCGCGCAUCGCUUUGUCAACGCCAGCAGGACGCUUUCAAGGGUCUCGGCGGCCAAGCUCAUGAGGCCGUGAGAGCGGCGGUGUGGGCGGCGGUGUGGGCG